CAACGGACAUCGCCGCUGUCGCUCACUUUUCUGCCACUCAUGUGCUGUCGACCCUGAGACUGCAUGAUCUGGACCCUGUGUACUUCGCAAACCCAGCAUUUCGCAUCUCAUCAGCCCAACUCAAUUUAGCUACGAAUCAGCCUAUGAUCAUGUGUAUCACUCCACGACCAAAGGCACAAGAUGCAGAUGCAAUACUGCACAGCCCUUUCGGUACCGUACAAUCCAUUGCUCUGCGAAUGACGCACAAUCUUGUUUUGUGUAUCACCCUCCCUCUAGAACUCGGAGUCAAAUGCGCGCAAUUGGUACAAACCUGCGCGCAGUAUAAUGCACGCAAUCCAAUAAUCCCUGCUCAGCUGCUUCGAGACGUAUCCGGUGUAUGCAGAGGCAGUCCUGAGAGCGGCCAAGAUGCGAGGUAUCGGCGGUCAUACCCAUGUGGAUCUUCCGUCCGAGGCGCUUUCCGAACCCUUUUUCACCACGUCCUCUCCGCUUGUCAACCACGCGAUGGCCGCGCCUGAUAGCACCAACACAUGAUGUUUUGAGUUGUAUAUAAGGCGCAAUGGUGCGCUUCGUGCCACCACCCCUCAUCUAUCCCUCGUUAUGACGCACGAUCCCACUACGAUUGCCGACACAGUCGGCGCAUUCGAGAUUGGGACGUUCGCUGACACCCUUUUGUUCGGCAUCCUUUGCUUGCAAUGCUAUAUCUUUCUGCACAAUAACGAGCGGGCAAGCAGGCUAAUGCAGUAUUCGAUCUGGACUAUCUGGUUACUCAAUACGGGACAUCUGAUAUGCUCAAUACAUGUCACCUAUUGGUACACCGUCACGAACUUCGGUAAUGUCCUUGAGGACUUCACACAUCAGCCUAGAAGCAGCGCAUUCAUGACCCUCUUCGGUGUCAUGAGCAAUCUGAUGGUCCAGGUCUGGUUCAUCUUCCGCAUUUGGAUCCUGAGCGAUAGGAACCGUCGUCUGAUGGUAGUUCUGAGCACCCUCACUGGGAUAGCCUUUGGUGUGGCGGCAUCGUUUGCUCUAAUAACAAUCAUUCCAUCGCCUCUCACAGCAACUGAAGAAUCUGUCACUCGCAUCAAUUGGCUCAUAUACUUUACGCAUAGCGUGGAUAUUCUCGCAAACCUCGCGCUGACUAUCGCAUUAUGCUACUACCUAUGGAAAGCCAAGAUGACGACCCUGUCCAAAACCCGGUCUGUGGUAGAAUGGACACUGACCUACACUGUCAACACUGGAUUAUUGGCAAUGAUCUUCCCCAUUACUACGAUUAUUCUACGACUGACACGACCGGAUGAUAUGGUUUUCUUCUCAGUCUACGUCCCCUACAGCGCGAUCUACUCUAAUGCGCUACUUGGCUCCCUUAAUGCGCGGGACUGGGUUCGACAUGACGACGAUCCUGUCACCAUCCAUCUGAGCGACCUGGACAACAGCGUGCUGUCGACUCCAAACGGAACGAGGGCCACAAUCAACCGCGGCAACCACCACGCCAAGUCCUCAUCGGCAACCACGCCUCUCACAGUCAAGGUGGAGUCAGAGACUCAUACCCAGGUCGUCAAGUUCUCCGAUGGGUACUGUUGAACCGUUACAAUCCCGUUUGCUUUUGAUAGCGAACUGCUUUCAUGUACGAUACUUUACUUACCC
Molecule: messenger RNA, 1641 nt
Organism: Phanerochaete carnosa HHB-10118-sp
Lineage: Eukaryota; Fungi; Basidiomycota; Agaricomycetes; Polyporales; Phanerochaetaceae
Exons: 24
Coding region: 598-1578 (326 amino acids)
Source: RefSeq, a predicted model, not a curated record